Molecule: messenger RNA, 582 nt
Organism: Drosophila bipectinata
Lineage: Eukaryota; Metazoa; Arthropoda; Insecta; Diptera; Drosophilidae
Source: RefSeq, a predicted model, not a curated record
AUAGGGAGUUUCCUAUAAAAGCGGUCCCAAUCUUAGUACCCUGCACACAUCAAGUCUACAACGAAAAUGAAACUUAUUACAGUUUUGGCCUUUGUCUGUGCAACGUUUGCUGUCCUUCACGGAGUGUACGGAUCUCCGGUGCCGGCCCCGGGUCCUAAACCCAGCCCGGCAGCAGAUCCGAAGCCCAAGGCAGACCCCUCACCCGAUCCGGUCCGAUGGACUCAUCCUCCAAUCAAUCCGAAUCCUGACCAAAUAACGAUUCCUUCGGUGCUUGAAUCGAGAGUGAACCCAGGCCCGCAGGGAGGCGAUGCCAACUUUGUGGCCCUUUCAGCCAACGCCGAUCCUUUGCUUCCAGCUCCAGGAGCCCCAGACCAGAAGAUCGAGGAGACCUCGUCGGUCUAAAAUGGGGGCUAGAUCCCCGGAAUGCGCAGCAGCAAAGUCACAAAGGAGUCUGGACACGCACACAAGAAAGACACACACACGAAUAUAAUAUUAUAUAAUAUUUGAUGCAUGUAUGUACGCACUUAUAUAUUCCAACAUCCAGCAUGGGCAUUAAUAAAAUUGCUAAAAAAAAAAAAAAAA